Guillardia theta CCMP2712 is the source of this 1842-nucleotide messenger RNA. RefSeq lists its product as hypothetical. The record is from RefSeq and is a predicted model, not a curated record. The transcript is spliced from 9 exons. Lineage: Eukaryota; Cryptophyceae; Pyrenomonadales; Geminigeraceae. Bases 1 to 1842 code for a protein of 613 amino acids.
AUGAAGUUGACAACUGCCAUGCUCGCAUGCAUGUUUACAAUGCUAGACUCCCACCUUGGCUCUUAUUCUUUGGUCCCUCGCUUCAGCCUAUGUGCUCGUCUUCCUUGUACACUGAACCUGCGCGGAGGGAGCAGCCCUGCCGUCUCUUCCCAUGAGCUCUUUCAUGGAGCAACCUUGAUAGAUACCAACGAUACCUCCUUCCCGGAUAAAAUAUCCUCGCUAGAAUAUGGCUCGUAUGGCAACUUCGUCUUCAAACAGGGCAGGCACAUCAUGCGUGAAAAAGUCUCAGCGUACUGGGGAGUGAAGUUGUGCAUGACCAGCGAAAGUUCGUCGUCAAGCGUAGAAGAGAGGCCGGAGAUCUGGGGAAACUUCUCGUUCUACCAGCAGACGUCGGGCGAGGUGAGGAGGAUGAGGAUAGGCCUGCACAGCUAUACCCAAUGCGACGAAUGCGUCGAGAUAAUGGGAGGGCCAUGGCUGUUCUUCGAGACGGACGUGAGGUGCAUUGGAGGUGUUGCCGUGCGAACUGUGCUGAGGAGCAAGAGUUUGUUUCGUGACUGCAGCCUGGGAGGAAUGAACUCGCAGUACAUGAGGGCGUCUGAAGGGCUGAGAUGUCUGAUGGAGAGCUCAGUACAAGUGGAGAGGUCGAGGAUCGAGAUGUGCGGCAUCCUUGUCGGGCAGGGACUGUCUGUACGUGACACUGCGAGGGUACAGAUGCUCUCAUGUCAGUUCUAUCACAACUCCGUCGCGAUAUCGGCCGAGGGCUCCGGCCGCCUCCUCCUGAGUGGAUGUAAGUUUGUCGGGUCCCGGUUCGCAUCGCUGCAUUGUGCCUGCUCGACCAAGAAUGUGAUCUGGAUCGUGGAGGACUGCGUCAUACACGGCAAUGUGGGGACUGUGUGGUUGAACGAGAGGAGGCCGACGCACAUGGAGUGGAGGAACGUCUCAAUCCGGAUCGCGCGGCAUAUGAAGGAAGUUGGUUUUCCGGACAGGCCGGGGGGUCUGGAGGACUACAAUGCGCAUCCUAAAGUGCAUGCGAACCUCCUGAGACGAAAGUGCCCCACGUGCCAGUGGAACAACGAGAUCCUGGAUGCUGAGAGGAUUGACACGGCCUACCGUCAUUGGGAGAAGUGCAUGAUGUCGGAGACCAACAAUGUUUACAACGCAUCGCAAGCGCUCGCAGCAUUAGAAGCGCUGGAGGACUCGGCGGUUGCCAAUGAGAGUAACUCGGAUGGCAGCAGCUUGUGGGAUGAUCUGGAAGAAUGUUAUGUAGGUGGAGAUGCGUACUUUAAACGUGUCCCAUCCCCCUUUGACUUCUCCAUCUGCGGAGAACAAGUGCACGUCCGCCCAGUGUGCUCGAAACCUUAUGAGAUGAACUACCCGCCUGAGCAUGAGGCGGCGGUUGAAGCGAAGCUGAAGGAGACGACGCAAGGGGAUUGGGUCUCACUUACUUCCGAAGACGCCAACAGGAGGCUGAUGGCAUAUAGGGACUUGAACUCGCCAAGGCAAGUAGGUGCGCCGCAUGGCAACUUUUACUUCUCCAAGGCCGAGGAGCUCUAUGGGCCAGAGCCGUAUCCUAUCCCAACAUCGUUCCCCAACAACACAAUCUUGGGUAACCUGACGCUAGCGUUGGACCCGAUCAAGUCAAACUAUUCAAACUUGAACGAAUGGAUCAAUGCCUUGUCAAAGCUGCAGUUGCAUGGGGACGCGAACAGGUCAACUUUCUCCUCGGAUAGCGUGGAUGAUAUCCCUGACUAUGAGCCUGACAGUGAGACUUCGUCAAGCGAGAGAAUAACAGAAUUCAAGGACGCCCUCUGUUUGUCGAAACACGUCAAGCUAGACAUAUAA